Messenger RNA from Eremomyces bilateralis CBS 781.70, 552 nucleotides. Its product is annotated as P-loop containing nucleoside triphosphate hydrolase protein. NCBI's taxonomy places the organism in Eukaryota, Fungi, Ascomycota, Dothideomycetes, Eremomycetales, Eremomycetaceae. The annotation marks the transcript as partial. The transcript has a single exon. The record is from RefSeq and is a predicted model, not a curated record. Gene Ontology annotation, biological process: double-strand break repair via homologous recombination. Gene Ontology annotation, molecular function: 3'-5' DNA helicase activity; four-way junction helicase activity. Gene Ontology annotation, cellular component: cytoplasm; chromosome.
UUACAGCGCUUGGGGUCGCUGGUGGCCGCGGAGACGCAGAUGGUGUUGUUGACGGCCACGUUGCCGCCUAGCCAGGAGAGGAUAUUACGGGAACGUAUGCAUUGGCAGGAUGAGGGCGUCGUAAUUCGACAGCCGACGGUCCGGACGAACAUCCGAUAUUCCGUAGUUUCCGUCGACCACCGGGCCAGGCCGGACGAACAGGACGCCGUGAUUGAAGGGCUGGUGGACCAGGAGGACGGCAAGGUGGUAGUAUAUUGCAAUUCCCGGUCCCGGGUCGAGCGGUUAGCACGAAGCGGGCUCGGCGUAUACGAGGCGUUCCAUGCGGGUCUGCCCGACAAGAAAAAGGCGGAGGUUUUAGAGGAAUUUCGGACCGGGGAGGUCCGGAUCGUCGUGGCCACUAGCGCGUUAGGGAUGGGGGUCGAUAUCCCGGACAUCCGGCUAAUCGUUCACGCCGACGUACCCCGGAAUUUAAUAGAUUUCGCACAGGAGAGCGGACGAGCGGGACGGGACGGGCGGCCUAGUCGAUCGAUCGUCGUCGGCGAUUCCAGCGAG